GCCAGCGGCGGAUGCAGGAAGCAUGUCGAAGCUUAAGCUAAGAGCUGUUUAAUUUUAUUAUAUAAGUGUCAUUUUUUUUAAAAUAUUUUUUUAAUUAAACAUGAAGUUACUCAGUAAGGACAUCGAAAAAGACAAUUGCGGUCAGGUGGCUCUGGUGCCGGAGGAACCUGAAGACAUGUGGCACACCUACAACCUGCUGCAAGUGGGGGACAGUUUACGGGCGUCCACGAUCAGGAAGGUCCAGACGGAGUCGUCCACAGGCAGCGUGGGCAGCAGCCGUGUCCGCACCACUCUGACCAUCUGUGUGGAGACGAUCGAUUUCGACUCCCAGGCCUGUCAGCUGAGGGUCAAGGGCACCAACAUACAGGAGAACGAGUACGUCAAGAUGGGUGCAUACCACACUAUAGAGUUGGAACUGAACAGGAAGUUCACUUUGGCUAAGAAGCUGUGGGAUAGCGUCGUGCUGGAGAGAAUAGAGCAGGCGUGUGACCCCGCUCAGAAGGCAGAUGUGGGUGCCGUGGUGAUGCAGGAGGGGCUGGCGAACAUCGUGCUCGUCACGCCCGCCAUGACACUGGUGAGGGGCAAAGUGGAGCAAACCAUUCCCCGCAAGAGGAGGGGAAGCUGCGCACAGCACGACAAGGCUCUUGAUCGUUUCUAUGACGCUGUGAUGCAGGGAAUCCUGAGACACAUCAACUUCGAGGUUGUGAAGUGUGUUCUCAUUGCCAGUCCUGGUUUUGUGAAGGAUCAGUUCUGCACGUACCUGUUCCAGCAGGCUGUGAAAACCGACAACAAAGUUCUGCUGGAGAACCGGUCCAAAUUCAUGCAGGUCCAUUCCUCCUCGGGACACAAGUACUCCCUCAAAGAAGUCUUGUCCGAUCCCGCAGUGAUCAGUCGCCUGUCGGACACUAAGGCUGCAGGGGAAGUGAAGGCGCUGGAGGAUUUCUAUAAGCUACUUCAGCACGAGCCAGACCGGGCCGUCUAUGGUGUUUCUCAUGUGGAGCGGGCAAAUGAAGCGAUGGCCAUCGACGUUCUCCUGAUCAGCGACAACCUUUUCAGGCAUGAAGACAUUGCCACACGCAGUCGUUAUGUGAAGCUGGUGGACAGUGUGAAAGACAACGGGGGAACCGUGCGAAUAUUUUCCAGUCUGCACGUGUCAGGAGAGCAACUGAAUCAGCUGAGUGGGGUUGCAGGUCUCCUGCGUUUUCCGAUCGCUGAUAUCUCCGAGGAAGAGGAGGAUUCUAGCUCGGAGGAAGACUAAAAUGAUCC
Messenger RNA from Polyodon spathula (Mississippi paddlefish), 1266 nucleotides. It is a transcript of the gene pelo, whose product is annotated as pelota mRNA surveillance and ribosome rescue factor. Gene Ontology annotation, biological process: nuclear-transcribed mRNA catabolic process, no-go decay; nuclear-transcribed mRNA catabolic process, non-stop decay; nonfunctional rRNA decay. The transcript is spliced from 13 exons. The coding region runs from base 101 to 1258 and encodes 385 amino acids. The record is from RefSeq and is a predicted model, not a curated record. Gene Ontology annotation, cellular component: cytoplasm. NCBI's taxonomy places the organism in Eukaryota, Metazoa, Chordata, Actinopteri, Acipenseriformes, Polyodontidae.